Diatraea saccharalis (sugarcane borer) is the source of this 486-nucleotide messenger RNA. The record is from the annotation of a GenBank genome assembly. Lineage: Eukaryota; Metazoa; Arthropoda; Insecta; Lepidoptera; Crambidae.
AUGCUAUCGUCUACGAAAAAAAAGGUAAAAUCAUGGAAAACGAAAGCUAGGACUGGUGGAACACGAAGGAAAAUUUUACAAGAAUAUAAUUCUUUUAUGACUGCUAAAAAGGCGAUAUGCAAAACUCAAGAACAGCAGCAGAAACAUCAAGAAUGUUCUUCAAAUAAUGGCGUUGAUUCCGUACCAUUUUUUAUUGAAACUAAUAUUAUAAGGGAGACGUAUAGCUCAAAUCAAAGUGAUUUAGAAUGUGAAAGUGACUUAGAACAAGAAAUUGAAGAUUCUGUGAAACAGUCUGCAUAUCGUGAAAAAAUCAGCAUGUGGGCUAUAGAACAAAACAUUACUCAUUCAGCGUUAAGGGAGUUGGCAAACAUCACUAAUGAAUUAAUUCCAAACGUACUACCAAGCGAUCCCAGAACUAUUUUAAGCACACCCAGAGAAGUAAAUAUUAAAACAAUAGAAGGGGGCCAUUUUUUUUUUAAUAAAUAA